AUGGAGGCCGAUGUGGGUACCGAAAAUUCCGGGCUGCCCCGGGCGGUGCAGCUGCACAUCGCGGACCUGGAGAGCCAUGUCAGCGGGCUCACCCAGCAGCUGGCCAUCGAGGCCAAGAUCCAUGAAGCACAUGCUGCUCGGUAUGAAAAGCUCAAGGCCCGCCAAGAAGCCCAGACAAGGACUGCGAGUCGCCUCCAUGCACGGGCGCUGGACGAGGUGGGGGACAGGGCAGACCUGGCCUCCUUCCAGCUGUCCAAGUCCAAGGUGGAGCUGUACCGCUGGCGCCAGCGCAGUGCCCUGCUCAAGGUCCGGCACUCCAGCGCGGUGGAGGACGCGGACCGCUACGACCGCCUCUGCGCCUCCACCUCGAGGCUCAGUGCGGUCGGGGCGAUGGCCGCCGCGCGCCACUCGGAGGCGCAGCGGGAGGCGACGCGCUCAGGCGCCGCCCUGCGCGCCCAGCUGCAGCAGGCGCAGGAGCUGACGCGUGCGGCGCGCCAGGAGGCCGCCCGCCAGGAGGCCCAGGCCGCUGGGUUCAGGUCCGAGGCCGCCUCGGAGCGCGAGCGACUAGCCCAGGCGAAGCGGGAGGCCGACUCGGAGCGCGAGCGACGCGCGCUGGCGGAGGAGAUCGCCGCAUCCGCGCGCUCGCGGGCGGAGGCCGCCGAGGGUGCCCUGCGAGCGCGGGAGGGCCUGGCGGCCGAGAAGGAGAGCUUGGCGGCGGGCAUCAAAUCUCGGGACGAGAAGAUUGCGGCCCUGGAGGAGGCAGCUCGCCAGAGGGAGAAUGCCACGCCAGCCAGAGAGAUGGCGACAGCGAUGCGAGUGGUGGAUCAACUGGUCGACCACCUGCAGGGCACGGAUGCCGAGGAUGAGGACUGCGGCGACGAUCUGUUCCGCGCCCCCAUCUUCCCGAUCGACGCCCCGCCCGCGGCACCCCUGGACGCUGGCCUGGGAAGGCAGGCCUCGCCCGCGCCCGGUCCCGAGCCGGUCGAGGCUGCUCGUGUGGCGGGCGCCGGCGCAUCUGCCCCGUCCUCACCCCUCGUCGCUGCAGAGCCGGUUGAGCCAGCGCCCAGGCGGAAGCCGCCUGCACGCCGGGCCGCCGGCCAGGCCAAGGUCAACCUGGCCGCCAGCGUGUGGGGCGAGGGGGAUUCCCCGGGGCAGGCCAAGGAGAGCAUCGCGCAGAAGGGGAAGAGAGCGCGGGUCGCCGCCAAGACCAGCCUGUCUGAGAAGGAGAAUUCGAGCGGGGGGGUCGGUGAGCCCACAAAGGAGGCUCUGGCGGCCCUAGCCGUCGGCCCCGCGACUGAGAUAGAUCGGCCGGCUGGCGAUCCGUUGCGCGCCCUCAACCCGAGGCCUGGCGGGCUGAAGCCUGCGGUGCCCGGCAAGAGGAAGCUGCUGACUGUCUCCAGGGGCGACGCACUGCCGGCGGCAGCAAUAUUCGGUGCGGGCUUCAAGGCACCCAAGCUGGCGUCCAGGGCCCCAUAG
This is a messenger RNA of Auxenochlorella protothecoides, 1476 nucleotides long. RefSeq lists its product as hypothetical. The record is from RefSeq and is a predicted model, not a curated record. The transcript is spliced from 5 exons. Bases 1 to 1476 code for a protein of 491 amino acids. Lineage: Eukaryota; Viridiplantae; Chlorophyta; Trebouxiophyceae; Chlorellales; Chlorellaceae.